GCAGAGCUGGACCGGACUGUGUGAUUUAAACCAGCUCAUAGACACCGUUGGGUGUUGGAGUUCACGCACUGGACUGUCCUGUUUUACCGAGGAAACAUUUGCGUCCGGUUGCGCUUCCGCCAUGUUGAGCUGAUUCAAGUUGUGAGUGACUGCUGGGACCGAGGUGACAACAAGCCUCAGAUACCGGAUAGAUAGAGUUAGGGAGCUGUAGCUGCGCCGGUGACGCAGGAGAAGCACUCAGAAGCAGAGGAGAAAACGUAAGGAGCAGGUCUUUUUAGUAACAGGAUUGUGUCCUGCGAAACUAACACUAAGAGAGGCGCCGUUUAUGUAAUAUAUAUAUACACACAACGACACCACGGUCGAACGCUUGGACGUAGUUCGUGCAUAGAGGGGAAGUCCUAUCAAAUUCCUGGUUAUGCAAUGGUCCCAGCAGCUCAUCCAGAUCUUCAGGUGCUUGUGUCCCUCUCUUGUUUGUUCGGGCUCUCUUCCCUCUGCUUUUCAGCUGAGGUGGCUGUGAUUUCCCUUCUGGCCAGCACUUCCUAAGAGGCCAAGAUUGCCAAGAUCUGUCCGGUGGCGAGCAUGACGGCCACCACGCGUGGCUCUCCGGUGGGGGGCAAUGACAGCCAGGGCCAGGCACCUGAUCCUCAAAGCCAACCCCCACUGCCACAGAAUCAGACAUCACCUCCUAACUCAUCCAAUGAGAACUCUCCAGUGAGCCCACCUGAUGAGCAGGGCCACGGGGAUGGGCCCCCUCAGCUGGAAGAGGAAGAGCCUGCUUUUCCUCACACUGACCUAGCCAAGCUUGAUGACAUGAUCAACAGGCCUCGAUGGGUUGUUCCAGUUUUGCCAAAAGGAGAGUUAGAAGUCCUCUUGGAAGCUGCUAUAGAUCUAAGUAAAAAAGGGCUGGAUGUGAAAUGUGAGGCAUGUCAGAGGUUUUUCCGGGAUGGUUUAACUAUUUCCUUCACAAAAAUUCUGACAGAUGAGGCAGUCAGCGGCUGGAAGUUUGAGAUACAUAGGUGCAUCAUUAACAACACACAUCGGUUGAUUGAACUGUGUGUGGCCAAGCUUUCUCAGGACUGGUUUCCACUACUGGAGCUGCUGGCCAUGGCCACCAACCCCCACUGCAAGUUCCACAUCUACAACGGCACACGGCCCUCUGAGACCGUACCUGCUGGGGCACAGCUUGCUGACGACGAGCUCUACGCUCGGCCACCGGACCCACGAUCCCCUAAGGGCUGGCUGGUUGAUUUAAUAAACAAAUUUGGCGCGUUAAACGGAUUUCAAAUUUUGCACGAUCGCUUCAUGAGCGGCCAAGCACUGAACGUCCAAAUCAUCGCUGCUCUUAUCAAACCUUUUGGCCAAUGUUAUGAGUUCCUCACAUUGCACACGGUAAAGAAAUACUUCCUUCCAGUCAUCGAGAUGGUCCCUCAGUUUCUAGAGAAUCUCACAGAUGAGGAGCUAAAGAAGGAGGCCAAGAAUGAAGCCAAAAAUGAUGCACUGUCCAUGAUAAUCAAGUCUCUGAAGAAUCUGGCUUCCCGUGUACCAGGGCAAGAGGAGACUGUGAAGAAUUUAGAGAUUUUUAGGUUAAAAAUGAUUCUUAGGUUAUUACAAAUUUCUUCUUUUAACGGCAAAAUGAAUGCACUAAAUGAAGUUAACAAGGUGAUCUCCAGUGUGUCCUACUACACUCAUCGACAUAACCCAGAAGAGGAGGAGUGGCUUACUGCAGAACGCAUGGCGGAAUGGAUCCAGCAGAAUCACAUCCUGUCUAUUGUCCUGAGAGACAGUUUGCAUCAGCCGCAGUAUGUGGAGAAACUUGAGAAGAUCCUCAGAUUUGUUAUAAAAGAGAAAGCUCUGACCAUGCAAGAUUUGGACAACAUCUGGGCUGCACAGGCUGGUAAGCAUGAGGCCAUUGUGAAGAAUGUUCAUGACCUUUUGGCUAAAUUGGCAUGGGACUUCUCACCCGAGCAGCUUGAUCAUCUUUUUGACUGCUUCAAGGCAAGCUGGACCAACGCCAGCAAAAAGCAGCGUGAAAAACUACUUGAACUUAUUCGGCGCUUGGCUGAAGAUGACAAGGACGGUGUGAUGGCCCACAAGGUCCUCAACCUGCUGUGGAACCUGGCCCACAGUGAUGAUGUACCUGUGGACAUCAUGGACCAAGCUCUUAGUGCUCACAUUAAGAUACUUGACUACAGUUGCUCACAGGACAGAGAUACGCAGAAGAUUCAGUGGAUAGAUCGCUUCAUAGAAGAACUACGAACUAAUGACAAAUGGGUGAUCCCUGCCUUAAAACAAAUCAGGGAAAUUUGUAGCCUCUUUGGAGAAGCUCCUCAAAACCUCAGUCAAACCACGAGAAGUCCUCAUGUAUUUUACCGCCAUGACCUGAUCAACCAGUUGCAGCAUAACCAUGCUUUGGUCACACUGGUGGCAGAGAAUCUCUCAGCCUACAUGGAGACCAUGAGGCAAUUAUCCAAAGAAGAACAAGCAGAAUUUGAUCCACAGAUCGUCCGACCAGGAAGCCGCUACAGUCAUGUCCAGGAAGUACAGGAACGACUCAACUUUCUGAGGUUUCUGUUAAAAGAUGGCCAGUUGUGGCUGUGUGCCCCUCAAGCAAAGCAGAUCUGGAAGUGUCUGGCUGAAAAUGCAGUGUUUCUGUGUGACCGUGAGGCCUGCUUCAAGUGGUACUCAAAGCUGAUGGGUGAUGAGCCAGACCUAGAUCCAGACAUCAAUAAGGACUUCUUUGAGAACAAUGUUUUACAGUUGGACCCAUCUCUGCUGACAGAAAAUGGCAUGAAGUGCUUUGAGAGGUUCUUUAAAGCAGUCAACUGCAGGGAAGGGAAGCUAGUAGCAAAACGCAGAGCCUACAUGAUGGAUGACCUGGAAUUAAUCGGCUUGGACUAUCUAUGGAGGGUUGUGAUUCAAGGAAGUGAUGACAUUGCUAACCGAGCCAUAGACCUACUAAAAGAGAUCUACACCAACCUUGGACCAAAACUACAAGUCAACCAGGUUGAGAUUCAUGAAGAUUUUAUCCAGUCCUGUUUUGACCGUCUGAAGGCGUCCUAUGACACUCUGUGUGUUCUGGACGGAGAUAAAGACAGCAUUAAUUGUGCACGGCAGGAGGCCAUCCGUAUGGUCCGUGUGCUUACAGUACUCAAGGAGUACAUAAAUGAGUGUGAUAGUGACUACCACGAGGAGAGGACUAUACUUCCAAUGUCGAGAGCUUUCCGGGGAAAGCACAUCACACUGAUUGUACGUUUUCCUAACCAAGGUCGUCAGGUGGACGAUUUAGACAUUUGGUCACACACCAAUGACACUAUUGGCUCAGUUCGACGUGGCAUCCUGAACAGAAUAAAAGCCAAUGCUGCACAUACAAAGAUCGAGCUAUUUAUUGGUGGAGAGGUUGUGGAUCCAGCUGAUGACAGGAAGCUGAUUGGACAGCUCAAUUUGAAGGACAAAACGCUGAUCACGGCCAAGCUGACCCAGGUGAGUGCCAACAUGCCCUCAAGUCCAGACAGCUCAUCUGACUCAUCCACUGGCUCCCCUGGUAACCAUGGAAACCACUACAGCGAUGGGCCUAACCCUGAAGUAGAGAGCUGCCUUCCUGGUGUGAUUAUGUCGCUGCAUCCGCGCUACAUCUCCUUCCUGUGGCAGAUCGCUGACUUGGGCUGCAGCCUCAACAUGCCUCAGCUUAGAGAUGGCGCUCGAGUUCUCAUGAAACUUAUGCCUCCAGAUAACACCACUGUGGAGAAUCUGAGAGCUGUGUGUCUGGAUCAUGCUAAGCUUGGCGAGAACAGUCUGAGUCCUUCACUGGACUCUCGUUUCUUCGGCCCUUCACCUUCACAAGUGCUCUACCUUAUUGAGGUUGUGUAUGCUUUGCUGAUGCCAGCCAGUGCCACUCUGGGCGAGGAUGCCAGUGAUUUUCAGUACAACUUCCUAAAGAGCGGUGGUCUGCCCUUGGUUUUGAGCAUGCUCACUAGGAACAACUUUCUUCCUUCAGCAGACAUGGAAACACGCCGAGGGGCUUACCUCAAUGCUCUGAAGAUUGCUAAGCUCCUUCUGACUGCAGUUGGUUUCGGGCAUGUAAAAGCUGUGGCUGAGGCUUGUCAGCCCAACACUGAGGGGAAUAUUCCCGUCUCUCCAAUAAACCAGGCAACUCAUGACCAGGCGCUGGUUCUUCAGAACGCCCUGCAGAACAUUCCCAACCCUGCCUCUGAGUGCAUGCUACGUAAUGUAGCUAUUCGCCUGGCUCAGCAGAUUUCUGAUGAGAAUUUCUUCCAGGCGUCAAAGUACAUCCCAGACAUUUGUGUGAUCCGAGCAGUGCAGAAAAUUGUGUGGGCAUCAGGCUGUGGUACCGUGCAGCUUGUGUUCAGUUCCAAUGAGGAAAUCAGCAAGAUCUACGAGAAGACAAAUGCAGCCAAGGAGCCAGAUGGUGAGGAUGAGCAGGUAUGCUGCGAGGCCUUGGAAGUGAUGACUCUGUGUUUUGCCCUCAUGCCCACGGCGCUUGACACGCUCAGUAAGGAGAAGGCUUGGCAGACCUUUAUCAUAGACUUGCUGCUACACUGCCACAGCAAAUCCGUGCGUCAGAUGGCCCAGGAGCAGUUUUUCCUCAUGGCAACAAGGUGCUGUAUGGGACAUCGACCCCUACUGUUUUUUAUCACCCUCCUUUUCACAGUGCUCGGGAGCACAGCCAAAGAGCGAGCCAAACAUGCUGGGGACUACUUCACUCUGCUCCGACAUCUACUGAACUAUGCGUACAACAGUAACAUCAAUGUGCCGAACGCUGAGGUGCUGCUCAACAAUGAGAUUGACUGGCUGAAACGAAUACGGGAUGAGGUUAAGAGAAUUGGAGAAACUGGUGUGGAGGAAACCAUCCUGGAAGGUCACCUUGGGGUCACCAAAGAGCUUCUAGCCUUCCAGACACCAGAAAAGAAAUAUUACAUCGGCUCUGAAAAGGGAGGAGCGAACCUUAUUAAGGAGCUUAUUGAUGACUUCAUCUUCCCAGCAUCAAAUGUUUACCUGCAGUACAUGAAAAGUGGAGAGUUCCCCACAGAGCAGGCCAUUCCAGUGUGCAGCUCACCUGCAUCCAUCAACGCUGGCUUUGAGCUCCUGGUGGCGCUGGCUGUGGGAUGUGUUCGCAACCUCAAACAGAUCGUUGACACUUUGACUGACAUGUACUACCUGGGCUGUGAGACAUUAACAGAGUGGGAGUAUUUGCCUCCAGUGGGGCCACGACCCAACAAAGGUUUUGUAGGUCUGAAGAAUGCCGGUGCUACCUGUUAUAUGAACUCUGUCAUUCAGCAGCUCUACAUGAUCCCUCCCAUUCGCAACGGCAUUUUAGCUAUUGAGGGGACGGGCACCGACGUGGAUGAUGAUAUGUCGGGGGAUGAGAAGCAGGAAAAUGAGACUAAUGUAGAUCCCCGUGAUGAAGUUUUUAGCUACCACCACCAGUUUGAUGAUAAACCCUCAAGUAAGUCUGAGGACAGGAAGGAGUACAACAUUGGUGUGCUGCGUCACCUACAAGUCAUCUUUGGCCACCUGGCUGCAUCCAGGCUGCAGUACUAUGUCCCAAGAGGAUUCUGGAAGCAAUUCAGGUUAUGGGGUGAGCCAGUAAAUCUGAGGGAACAGCACGAUGCUUUGGAAUUUUUCAACUCGCUGGUGGACAGUUUGGAUGAAGCUCUCAAAGCUCUGGGUCACCCUCCCAUGCUCAGCAAAGUGCUAGGAGGGUCCUUCGCAGACCAAAAGAUUUGUCAAGGAUGCCCCCAUAGGUACGAGUGUGAGGAAUCAUUCACAACACUCAACGUAGACAUCAGGAACCACCAAAACUUGUUGGACUCUAUGGAGCAAUAUGUUAAAGGAGAUCUUCUAGAAGGAGCAAAUGCUUACCAUUGUGAGAAGUGUAACAAGAAGGUGGACACAGUGAAGCGUUUGCUGAUCAAGAAACUGCCGCCUGUCCUCGCUAUCCAGCUAAAGCGCUUUGACUAUGACUGGGAAAGGGAGUGUGCCAUUAAGUUCAACGACUACUUCGAGUUUCCCAGGGAGCUGGACAUGGAGCCGUACACAGUAGCAGGUGUGGCGAAGCUUGAGGGUGACGACGUGAACCCAGAGAACCAGAUGAUCCAACAGAAUGAGCUGUCUGAAGCCACACCACCUGGCAGCUCCAAGUAUCGUCUGGUUGGAGUACUGGUUCACUCUGGCCAGGCCAGUGGCGGACACUACUAUUCCUAUAUAAUCCAGAGAAAUGGAGGUGACGGGGAGAAGAACCGCUGGUAUAAGUUUGAUGACGGUGAUGUGACUGAGUGCAAGAUGGAUGAUGAGGAGGAGAUGAAGAAUCAGUGCUUUGGGGGAGAGUACAUGGGGGAAGUAUUUGACCAUAUGAUGAAGAGGAUGUCGUAUCGGAGGCAGAAGCGCUGGUGGAAUGCUUAUAUCCUGUUCUACGAGCGCAUGGACUCACUGGACAAGGACAGCGAACUUGUUAAAUAUAUUUCUGAGUUGUCCAUUUCCUCCACCAAGCCACAUCAAGUCAAGAUGCCUAAUGUCAUCGAGUGUAGCGUUCGCAAGCAGAACGUCCAGUUCAUGCACAACCGGAUGCAGUACAGCCUGGAAUAUUUCCAGUUCAUUAAGAAACUUCUGACCUGUAACAGUGUCUAUUUAAAUCCCCCUCCAGGACAAGACCACCUUCUGCCAGAGGCAGAGGAGAUUGCCAUGAUAAGCGCUCAGCUGGCUGCUCGGUUCCUCUUCAGCACAGGUUUUCACACCAAAAAGGUCGUACGAGGUCCUGCCAGCGACUGGUAUGACGCUCUCUGCAUCCUGCUGAGACACAGUAAGAAUGUACGCUACUGGUUUGCACACAACGUUCUGUUCGCUUACCCUAAUCGGUUCUCUGAGUAUCUCCUCGAGUGCCCAAGUGCUGAGGUCCGUGGAGCGCUUGCCAAGCUUAUAGUCUUCAUCGCUCACUUCUCCCUGCAAGAUGGUCCAUGUCCCUCCCCCACUGCCUCGCCUGGACCCUCAGCUCAGGGCUGUGAUAAUCUGAGCCUUAGUGACCACUUGUUGAGAGCUGUACUGAACCUGCUCAGGAGAGAGGUUUCUGAACAUGGCCGGCACUUGCAACAGUACUUUAACCUCUUUGUCAUGUACGCCAAUUUGGGCCUGGCAGAGAAGACUCAGCUGCUGAAGCUAAAUGUUCCUGCUACUUUCAUGUUGGUAGCUCUGGACGAGGGUCCUGGUCCUCCCAUUAAGUACCAAUAUGCUGAGCUGGGCAAGCUUUACACUGUGGUCUCCCAGCUGGUGCGCUGCUGUGAUGUGUCCUCACGCAUGCAGUCCUCCAUCAAUGGUAACCCUCCCCUUCCUAACCCGUACGGGGACCCAAAUCUGACGGCUCCAGUCAUGCCUGUACAGCAGCUGGUGGCAGAGAUCCUGUUUGUGAGGACAAGCUACGUAAAAAAGAUCAUUGAGGACUGCAGCAACUCAGAGGAGACUGUGAAGCUGCUUCGAUUCUGCUGCUGGGAGAAUCCUCAGUUCUCCUCCACUGUACUCAGUGAACUGCUCUGGCAGGUGGCGUAUUCCUACACCUAUGAGCUGAGGCCUUAUCUGGACUUGCUGCUACAGAUCCUGCUUAUCGAGGACUCCUGGCAAACACACAGGAUCCACAAUGUGCUUAAAGGCAUUCCUGAUGACAGAGAUGGGCUGUUUGACACCAUCCAGCGCUCCAAGAGUCACUACCAGAAACGGGCCUAUCAGUGCAUCAAGUGCAUGGUGGCCCUCUUUAGCAACUGCUCUGUGGCUUACCAGAUCCUGCAGAGUAACGGUGACUUGAAGCGAAAGUGGACGUGGGCUGUAGAGUGGUUAGGGGAUGAGCUGGAGAGGAGGCCGUACACAGGAAACCCACAGUACACGUACAAUAACUGGUCCCCUCCUGUUCAGAGCAAUGAGACCUCUAAUGGAUACUUCCUGGAGCGCUCACACAGUGCUCGCAUGACGCUGGCUAAGGCAUGUGAACUCUGUCCUGAAGAGCUCAAGUGUACUCAGGGAAGCCCAGGGAAGGAGCCAGAUGAACAGGAAGCGCCUGAUGAUCAAGACUCCUCCCCCCCUGAGGACACGUCUCUUUACCCCCAUUCUCCUGGAACCACCCAGUUUCAGCAGAACAACCACCCCCACGGGCAGCCGUACACUGGGCCUGCUGCUCAGCACAUGAACAACCCCCAGCGUCCUGGCCCGGCUUCUGCUCCAACUCCAGGCCCGACCCAGACCUCGGGUCUCAGUACCACUCCUGGCUCAGGCUCGCGAGCACCAGAGAACUGGGAGGGCACUGAGGAGGUUGCCCCACCCCCAACCUCCACCCCAGCGCCCGCCCCACCUAAGGAAUAACCUCCCUUCUGCUGUGCCUCGAGCCUCCAUCGUCCUGAUCAUCUUCUCACCCUUCAGUAAACUGAGCUCCUCUUCAGGCCUUUCUGUUUCUCUCGCUGACCCCAAGGUAGGGCUGAGCCAGGCCUCCCAUCGUACCCCACCUCCUCUUCUCCAGGCCACCUCUCUUCCCCAUCCACCCUAUGGGAGGCGCUCUUCCCUGGCCUGGAGCUCAGUGUGACAAAGGGCCUGCUCGUGACUACAGAGGCGAGAAAAUGGACAAGAUAAACAAAAUGUCAGCUGACGAUGCUGACACGCUUAUCUAAACAAGGUGUACAUAGUUGAUGUUUUUGACUGUUCAGGUUCUCCAGUAGCAUAACUCCGUGCGGUUUGCUGUUGGGAGAUGUUUCAGAUUUAAUGAAAAACAAGAUGGAUAUUAUAAAUAAGAAAAAGUUGCCCCCGCAAAAAAACAAGAAAAGAAAAAAAAAGAAACAAGACGACGACGACUCUCUCACCCAUGCUCAGUAGUAAAGUUUGUUCAACUAUCGGACACUAUCUGGUCAUUCAAACGUAGGACGACACAUUGUUAU
Molecule: messenger RNA, 8927 nt
Organism: Nematolebias whitei (Rio pearlfish)
Lineage: Eukaryota; Metazoa; Chordata; Actinopteri; Cyprinodontiformes; Rivulidae
Gene: usp9
Product: ubiquitin specific peptidase 9
Exons: 47
Coding region: 580-8361 (2593 amino acids)
Biological process (GO): protein deubiquitination; cell migration
Cellular component (GO): nucleus; cytosol
Molecular function (GO): cysteine-type endopeptidase activity; cysteine-type deubiquitinase activity
Source: RefSeq, a predicted model, not a curated record